Molecule: messenger RNA, 1757 nt
Organism: Tilletiaria anomala UBC 951
Lineage: Eukaryota; Fungi; Basidiomycota; Exobasidiomycetes; Georgefischeriales; Tilletiariaceae
Exons: 1
Coding region: 396-1523 (375 amino acids)
Source: RefSeq, a predicted model, not a curated record
CAGCUUCCCUAUGUUGUCCCUGCUGAAGCCACCAGUCCUAAUACAAGCCUGAAGUGUACUGGCAAGGUGUUUGUGCGCUCCCGCAUGGUCCCAGGCUCAAUAGUUUGCAGGCCUCAGUGCAAGCCUUUGCAAUUGCCCGCCUCAUUCGUAUGUGGGCUGUAUUCUUCGUGACUUCGUCAAACUUGAACGUUUACACGAGCCCCUGUAGCCCUUGUAUAAAGAGUAUGAGCCUUCCAAGAGACGUCAAAGUCCUCUCAGACUAUUCUUCACCCGUCGUCCAAUUCCUGUGCUCUGUCUUCAUUCGGACUGCUUCGCAGGGCUACCCUUCCGGUCCUCGCGCCUACACGCUCAUUUAACAACACCUCUCUGUGCUCGCCCUGGACCUCACCACGAAAAUGCAGUUCGCUCGCCUCAUUCGCACGUUUUCCCUCAUGAGUUUUGUGCUCGCUCUCUCCGCCGCCGCCGUCGCUGUGGAACAGGGCCAAGUACCAGUCGCCGGUGUCAACGACGAUGUCAUCCCGACCGAAACCACGAUCUCGGGCUUCAUUUCGCGCUCUGAGCGUUCCUUCAUCCCUGGCGAAGUCUCUCUGGACAAGGUGCUCGUCUCCCCCAACCAGCAUCGCAUCCACAUCAACGCUGCAAAGCGCGACGACUCGCUUCUCGAAUUCUUCCAAGAUCCGGCUAGGUCUCACUCAUCCAAGUACUCCAACAAGCCCGCGCAGCGCAAGACGCAGGAACCCAGCAAUCGGUCCGAGAAGCGCUGCAAUGGUGAAAAGUGCGAUGCCGAGUCCAAGCGCCACUGCGCGUCGGGCAAGUGCCACGAUGAAUCUAAGCACCACUGCAAGUCAGGAAAGUGCCAUGAAGAGCCCAAGCACCCUUGCAAGACGGGCAAGUGCGACGAGGCACAGAAGAAGGGCGCUGCCAAUCCCAGGACCUCCAGCAGCACUCGGCCAACGAAGCGCUGCGACGACGGCAAGUGCGGGGACAAAACCAAGCGCCACUGCAAGUCUGGCCGUUGCGAUCCUACCGCCGAGACCUACCAGCGUCCAGUCAGCUCCCAGCCGCCGAAGGCAUCGAGCGUUUCCGGCAAGGCCCCCUCCAUCCCAACUGUCCCUUCCCCUCAAGAGGCUCUUGCCAACUUGGGAAAGCGCUUGACCAUCAAUCCUAACCAGGGCCUCAGCCUCAGCAUCGGAGACUCUAGCCUGACGCCGGCGCAGAAGCGUUUCAUCAACAGCCUUCCUGGCGCUGCCGAGCUGACCAGCGCUGAGCAGGUCAUCAGCAAGAGACGCCUGUUCGAUGAUCUCCCAGGCGUCAACCCCUCGGGUGGUAGCAGCGCCGCCGAUGCCAAUGCACCUUCACAGUCUGCAGAUGCUACCACCUCGCCCGCUCCAUCAGCCACCACAUCUUCCACCAAGCCAGCCAAUGCCAGUCCCCAGGCGCAGAAGAAGAAACACACCGCGCAUAAGAAGGCACAGCAGCCCAAGAUGCAGAAGAAGCCGGUCGUCACCAAGCAGGCCAACUGAGACUGCUCGUUUAUCCACGUGUAUCAGUAGCCCUUGACGGCGCCGCUCUCCCAUCCUAUACACCCUCGAUUCCGGUCGUACUGCAUUUCGCCUUCUUCAUUGCUUAGUACUGCACUGUAUUCGUCCCUGUUGUUUAAAGCUUGUCAUGACUCUCACGAUCCUUUGAAUUGCACUGUCCCUUCUCCUACGUCAGAUACCUAUCCUGUCUUUGCUCCUUAUUUCGUCGCUGCACCU